Molecule: messenger RNA, 630 nt
Organism: Ilex paraguariensis (yerba mate)
Lineage: Eukaryota; Viridiplantae; Streptophyta; Magnoliopsida; Aquifoliales; Aquifoliaceae
Source: the annotation of a GenBank genome assembly
AUGUUGCAGUGCAUUCAUCAAUUUUCCACAGCCUGUUGCUGUGACCUUGCCUUGGUUCUCAGGUUCCAGUGGGCUGUGUUAAUGGCGAGAUGUCAUUGGAUAGUAACUCUGGGUCUUGAAACGCAAAUGCUGUCGAUUCCUGCAAAGUGUCAGGGUAAUGAAGGAUUAAGAAGGUCACAUCCUAGACGGUUCUAUGGAGUUUCAAUAGGGGCCCUCAGGUUCCAGUCGGCAGUGUUAAUGGUCAGAUGUAGUCAUCGGAUUGUAGCUCUGGGUCUUGAAAUGCAACUUUACAAGAUCUAUCGUGGAAUGAUAACAGCUGCUAGCAUACAUCCGUAUCAUCCAAGACAUGUGCUUCAGUCAUUACUAUCAGGCAAAGGUCUAUGCCCGUAUCCCAUUGUAUCUUUACCACGGCGGUCUACUUCAUCUUUCAUCCUAAACCAGCAAUCUUCUUCACCUUGGCACCCUUUUACCCUUUAUGUGGAUGUUCACUUUGGGGUUAAUUCCUUGGAGCAUCUGUUAGUUUAUACUCCAUCAGGCUAUGUGAUUAAACUAGAGCUUCUGCCAUCAAUUGAGGCGGAGCCAAAUGAGAGUGAUCCAGCAACUUGGUCUGGCUCAUAUGUACAUUCGUAA